GUGAGACCCAGGACUGCUUAGCUUGGCUGUCAAGCUGGCCCGGCGCUUCGCCGUGUGCCGAGCUCGGGGCUCUGCGGGCCAGGUCUAGCGCUGCCUGCUCAGCCCGGGCGCCGCAGUGCUUGCGGCGGGGGGGCGGGCCCGGCUGCCCCGAAACCCCGGAGGCCGAGCAUCUCCAGGUGGCUGACCCCGACCGGGGCUCCCGAGGGCGAUGGGGCCCACCGCCGCGUGACCUGACCAGUCGUGGUCACGCUGAGCUUAAUCACUACUAGCUUGUGCUCCCGCCGGCGGCGCUCAGCUUCUCUGAGCUGUGCGACCCAGAGGCUUUCUCUUAAGGUGACUUGUUCUGAAAUGCCAAAGGUACCUGACUAUUCAGAACUGAGUGACUCUUGCACGCUUGCUGGGGGAACAGGAAGAUUUCCGGGACCACUGCACAGAGCAUGGAGAAUGAUGAACUUCCGUCAGCGGAUGGGAUGGAUUGGAGUGGGACUGUAUUUGCUGGCAAGUGCAGCAGCGUUUUACUAUGUUUUUGAAAUCAAUGAGACUUACAACAGGUUGGCUUUGGAACACAUUCAGCAGCACCCUGAGGAGCCUCGGGAAGGAACCACAUGGACACACUCCUUGAAAGCUCGGUUACUCUCCCUGCCCUUUUGGUUGUGGACAGUUAUUUUUCUGAUACCAUACUUACAGAUGUUUUUGUUUCUUUAUUCUUGUACAAGAGCUGAUCCCAAAACAGUGGGCUACUGUAUCAUACCCAUAUGCUUGGCAGUUCUCUGCAAUCGCCACCAGGCAUUCGUCAAGGCUUCUAAUCAGAUCAGCAGGCUACAACUGAUUGACACCUAAAGCAGACGCCGACUUCUCCUCCUGAUUACAAGACUGCUGGUACUAUCUGGAGGCUGAUCACAAGACUGCAGUUUCCUCACAAAUCUCAGGAAGUUGUGGUGGAACAGAGACUUAAAAAAAUGUGACCAGAGGACUACUUUAUCUGAAUAAUAAUGACUUUUUAAGUCCGAGAAACUACUAAAGAAUCAUGUUGCUGACUUCAGAUUUUGGAAGUGAAAUAAUGGCUUGUUAUUUACAGUCUUUAGAAACUUGAAAAAGUACCCGAAUUUUUAUUCUAGUCUAUGUGCAACAUAGUAUGAUUCAGAAAUUUUUCCGUUGGGGAAAACAAUGAAUAUUUCCAUUGUGUUAAGUGUAAAAGAGUCUGGCCAUGAUCAUUAAAUUUUAUACAUUUA
This is a messenger RNA of Chionomys nivalis (European snow vole), 1232 nucleotides long. RefSeq names its product lysosomal enzyme trafficking factor (gene Lyset). Bases 349 to 840 code for a protein of 163 amino acids. The record is from RefSeq and is a predicted model, not a curated record. The transcript has 2 exons. NCBI's taxonomy places the organism in Eukaryota, Metazoa, Chordata, Mammalia, Rodentia, Cricetidae.